AUGGAUCCAGUAAAAGACUCAGACAACUUGAACGAGGAGGAAAAGCGCGCCAGGAACGCUCAAUAUGAGCGUGAAAGGCGAGAGGAGUUGGCGAAAGCCCAAAGAGAACUGGCAGAGGCCGCAGGGUGUGACCCUAAUAUAACGCCCGCCAACUUAAUGGUACAUGUUAUCAUGCACUUGCGAACUAAAAGAAGAGAACGUAUAGAAGACAUUAAACGCGUGAAUAGAAAAUUGAAGAAAAAAAUUCCAAUCUUCACAGUAACACAAAGCAACUCGCAGAAAGUGAAAGCGAGUCAUAAACUCCGGGUGCAGACCAGCAAGAUAGUCUCCAGCUUCAAGGCUCCAUCAUACAACUGUCAGUUAGUGCGCGAGUUUACAGGACACAAAGAUGGGAUUUGGGAUGUGACGUCAGCUCGUCCUGGACAAGCUCUUAUUGGCACUGCUUCUGCAGAUCACACAGCUUGCGUAUGGAGCGUGGAAUGGGGUAAAUGUCUCCUGCAGUACACAGGGCACACAGGCUCUGUCAACUCGAUCCGUUUUCACCCAAGCAGGGACAUUGCUCUCACAAGCAGCGGAGACAAUACUGCUCACGUGUGGCAGGCCGCCGUCAAUUGGGACCUACCGCGCGGCCAGUCCUCUGAGGAAGAGUUAGAAGGAGGCGGCGAAGAAAGUCUGGGCGAAGGAGGAGAUAGGCCAGAAGUACUGCGCACUCCUCUCACGGAGUUGGGCGGCCACCAAGGUGUCGUUGUCGCCGCUGAUUGGCUGACCGGCGGCGAUCACGUCAUCACCGCCUCCUGGGAUAGGACCGCUAACCUAUAUGAUGUCGAAACUGGGGACUGCCUGCAAGUUCUUACAGGUCACGAUCACGAGCUGACGCAUGCGUCUGCGCACCACGCGUCCCGGCUGGUGGUGACAGCGUCCCGCGACACAACGUUCCGUCUCUGGGACUUCCGUGAGCCGAUACACUCCGUCUCCGUCUUCCAAGGACACACUGAGAGCGUCACAUCGGCUGUGUUCACACGAGAAGACAAAGUCGUUUCUGGAUCUGAUGACCGUUCCGUUAAGGUUUGGGACGUCCGUAACAUGCGUUCAGCUCUUGCCACGAUCAGAUCUGAUUCCUCAGUGAACCGUGUUGGUGUGAGUGGCAAUGGACUGAUCGCGAUCCCACACGACAACCGACAGGUCCGACUCUUCGACCUGCAGGGGCAGAGACUCGCUAGACUGCCUCGAUCUAGCCGUCAGGGUCACCGUCGCAUGGUGACGUCAGUGGCCUGGGCGGAUGACAUAUCGUCCAACAUAAACUUCUUCAGCUGCGGCUUCGACCGACGUAUACUCGGCUGGUCCAUCCAACCUUCGAAGGAGAACUAAGUACUAAGACUUCAGUGGUUGCAGGUCCUCCAAACUUCAUGGUCGCUCUGAAAGCAGCGAGGGAGAGUCGGUUACUACAAUAUACAUACAAACCUACUUCGGAGUGACUAACAUUUUGUCGCGGGCUGUACAUAACCUUUUGACCGCCAUGUGUAAUUCCAAAGCAUUCCCUCCAAUGUCACACUUCGAAUUCAUGUAGAUAAGGUUAUAUAAUUAUUAUGUUUUGUCAACCAUAUAUGAUAUUAAUGAUAUUAUCAUGGUACAAAAUUCAAGGUCAUUAAAGCGAUAAUGAAACUAAAUAAUAAACCAUCUGCUAACUAAAAGAUACUUAGCAUGACGUACUAACUAGUAAAAUGUCACCUAUCUUAGCUUAGGAGUUGGUGAAAACGAGCAAAAUUUUCUUAUUUACUGGUUACCAUGGUGACUGUAUUUUGAUUUGCGGUCGUAGUUACGUGAUACAGGCGGUCAAAAGGUUAACGUUUAUUUUAUUUUCGUCCUGUUAUAAUUAAUUGCAACGGUUGUCGGUGACAUAUAACCUUAUUAACUAACCAAUGGGCGAUGAGGUAUUAGAUAACUAUUCCUGAGACAUGCAUGUAUAGCGUCUCACUCUAAACUUUUCUUUAAAUACAAGUAACAUCAUACGGAAUUUCUUAUAUUCUAGUUUUAUAUUAAUUUUGGUCUUCUAAUAACAUUAAUCAAAAUUCAAACGGAUGUGGUUUAGUAAUUAAUAUUAGUAACAAUUUAAAAUUUAAUUAUCAAUCUGUAAAGCAGAUUGUUUGAGAUAUUUUAUUGUAUCGCACAAAAUUUAUUGUUAUUUUUUUUUAUUUCUGUCGUUUUUAAGGCAACAGCAGUUAAGCAACAGCUGUCUUGUGUGGCGUCUUUUUUUAAAUAAAGCUAAGGACACACUAGGUUACCAAUGUCCAAAGACAUGUGUCGGCGUUUCGAGCGAAGCCAGACGAUGUCGCCUGACAUACACGGUGACAACGCGCAACUUAUGUCCACAGUGACGUUGAUGUUCCCAGACAUGUAUACGAAAGUUCGGAAACGUCGCGCUACUUUACCCGACGUCGCUGGCGACACGUGUCGCAGGACGUUUGUACCCUAGUGUAUCCUUGGGUUUAACGUUACCUACGUAAUGUUCCAAUAUCGCUUCCAAAUAUUCUACAUGUGAUACAUGCUACCUAGAUUUGUAACUCUAAAACCAGUAAAUACGGAGGCCUUAGUACAAGUUUAUUUCACGUUUAAAUUAAUCGAAACGAGUACGCGUUCGGCGCUGUAAUUGGCCGGUUCUAAUGAACUAACCAAUCGGAGCUCCGAAGGCAGUCUUGUUUCGAUUACUUUUAACGUAAAACAACAUCGUACUAUGGCCUCUGAGCUCCUUUUUCGAAAAGUUGCCAUUUGACGAAGAGAUCAUUUAAUAAUGAAUUUAACACGUAAUACAACAUAUCUUUAGGUAUACUAUCCUAUCGUUGUAAAGACAGAAUCGCCUAGUCAAUAUAACACAAUCACAAAUGAACCAAAGAAAAUGUCUUACCCAGCAUAUUUUGGCUUUUGUUGUCUCUGUUGUUCAGUCAAAAAGUUUAAAAAAUAACCGAUUUUAAUCAUAAAAUUAAUCGAACUAAUAUUAAACGUCCACAUCAAUUCAAAGAUAAAUCCUUGAAGAAUUCGAUUUAGAAUUUGAUCAGUUCAUCAAUUUCAGUCAUAAGUAAUGAAACUCUAUAGAAUAAUACGAAUCUAUCUUUCCAUAGAAAAAGCUGCCCUAUAACGGAAUUCUAAUCUUAAAGUUGAACAUGCUCCACAUAAAUCUUAGCAACAAUCUAAUAUGCGAAUAAAUAAUUUUGUUACAUGUUUUUGUAGUAAAUUUUACUUAAAUCGAAAUGCCCCCCUACAAUAUUAUUCAUCUAUGAUUACCGUGAAUAAAAAGUAAAUUAAAACUGAAUUAAUUAUUAUAUUUUCGGCUUACUUUACUUACGCAGUAGCAGUGUAUUACUAGCAGCGCGACAAUCGCCGUGUCGCGUAAUGCUGCUUAUGAAAAUGAAACUCUAGCAUGGCUUGAAACUAGUCAAGUUCCUCGUCAAACAGUGAAGUUAGUAAGCCGAAAACAUAAUAAUUAAUUUAGUCAUGCAAGUUUUAAUAUAAACAAAUUAAAACUGUAUCUGUCUAUAAAACAUUGAUCCUCUAUUUGUCUCUCAUAUAGGUAAUCGUCUAAUUGAUUCUUGAAAGUUCUUUACACUCUGUUCGCACAUAUCACAAAUGAAUACAAUGUGAUGGCUUAAAAUUAUAUCAAAACCAAAUUAUUAUAGAAAGGAGUUUUUUUUAAGGGGUGAGAAUCAUCGAAUGACUGCUCCU
This is a messenger RNA of Spodoptera litura, 3717 nucleotides long. The record is from RefSeq and is a predicted model, not a curated record. Lineage: Eukaryota; Metazoa; Arthropoda; Insecta; Lepidoptera; Noctuidae.